This is a messenger RNA of Macrobrachium nipponense, 3841 nucleotides long. RefSeq names its product neprilysin-like. Gene Ontology annotation, molecular function: metalloendopeptidase activity. Gene Ontology annotation, cellular component: plasma membrane. The record is from RefSeq and is a predicted model, not a curated record. The transcript has 23 exons. Gene Ontology annotation, biological process: protein processing. NCBI's taxonomy places the organism in Eukaryota, Metazoa, Arthropoda, Malacostraca, Decapoda, Palaemonidae. Bases 460 to 3171 code for a protein of 903 amino acids.
GAGCCACGGUGGAAAAAUGGGUGCCUCUGCCCACGGCACUCAGUGCCAUCUUCAGAGCAGUUCGGAAAAGGGAACUUUUGUAGCGCCGAAGUAGAACUAUUGAAUAUACUUCAGAUUUGCAGUGCGUUUGGAAAGUGAUUAUUUUGUGACGUGUUUUUGGCAUCUUUAUAUAUUUAUUUAUUUCCCCCUCUCCUUGUUUGGGGACUUGGUGACUGGCAUUGCUUCAAGGGCACCGGUGGUCAUUGUGAGGUCAUUGUUACCUAAAUCACUUGGGAAAUAAGGCCUGUGGCGAUUGAGUGCUAGGUAAAAAAAAAUAUAUAAAAAAAAACAUGAAAUAAGGAGGGUGACGUCGAGCGGAAGAACACAGGCUGGGGGCAAAAGGGCCUCUCUCGACACAGCUCUCCUCUUCACACUGAGGGACCUGGGGAAACCCGAACGAGCUGUAAGGUCUGUGAGGUUAUGGAUGGGAUGCCCCACACUGCCCAGACUGCAAGAAGACUCGGCAACGCCAGCAGCGAACUCUACCCUAUCAUGAUGCCCGUCGGAGGAGAAGGAGGAGGAGGACCUCCUCGACGCCAGGAGCCGCCCGUGGGCGCCGCUGGGAACCAGGCAGCCCCUCCACCAGGUGUUCCACAGUACAACACGAUGAUGGAGAACUCAGUGCCAUUAUCCCAUCUGCGAACCGAGGGUGGUGGAUACUUAGGUCCAGCGGCAGUUGAAGAAAUCAACUCGGAAUUUCUAGCAAACCAGGCGAGGCAAUCCCAGGACAGAAGCCGCAUCCCUGGGCAUCUGAAUAAUAAUAGCAUCCAGGUGUACGACGGAAAUGGGAGGAACCAGAAAUCUUCGGUCGAAGGGUCCAUCAACGCGGAUUCGUUCAUCUCUCAGAGUGACCAGCAAAAAGGUACCUCUCCAGUCAACUGCAGAACCCGGACCGGCUGUGAGAAGAUACUGCUGAUGGGAGGUUCUAUACUACUAAUCAUCAUCAUUGCUCUGGCAGCUGGUAUGGUUGUGCUGGAAGGAAGAGGCUAUACCAAUAUCGUUUCAGGAGGUCUGUACAUGAAUGAAUCGGAAUCGUGUCAGACCCGAGAUUGCGUCAGAGCAGCCGGAGCGAUCCUGGAGUCCCUGGACGAGACCUCGGAGCCCUGUGACAACUUCGUCCAGUUCGCCUGCGGAGGAUGGUACGCCACCCACCCGGUCCCCGAAUCGAUGCACAAAUGGUCCGUCUUGGACCUCCUCGACGAAACGACGCUUUACGAAGUCAAGAGUAUCAUGGAGGAACCACCCACGGAGGAAGAGUCACUUCCCGUGAUGGCAGCCCGUACUGUGUACAAGGCCUGCAUUGACGACAAUCAGUGGAGCGCCGUUGGUCUAAGCCCGCUCCUUUACCUCCUAGACGAGAUGGGCGGUCUUCCGAUGAUCGAGCAAACAUGGCGGCCGAAGGACUUCCGCCUGGAAGAGGCGCUGGCCUGGAUGCGCCGAGCCGGAGGGCAGACCAUCGUCGCCCUCACCAUCUCUCCGGAGCUGACCAACUCCUCCUACAACGCCAUCAAUCUGAUGCAAGGUCUUCUGCCGAUACCAGCCGGAAGUCUGAUUAACGCUACGCUGUCACAGAGGGCAAACCACAUUUCCUUCAUCCUGAAAACCGUGGAAGCAAUGCUAAGUGCGAAGGGGGAAGUAGAUAACACGUAUGCAUUACAACAAGCCUUGAUGGAUUCUGACGCAAUGUGGAAUUUCACUGUGGAACUAGCCAAGAUCAGUGAGGAAACUAAAGAGGAUCCAUGGGUCGAUUACAACCCCAUGACUGUGAGAGAGCUGAGUAAGCUUACAAAUCACCCCAAUUCAUCAUUCAAGAUCGACUGGCUGCUCUAUUUCAAGCAUCUGUUCAACGGCACCAACACCACGGUGACCAACGAUGACGUCAUCGUAGUCCACGACCCUUGGUACUUCGGGAACCUCACGACUCUUCUGAACAAGACGACUACCAGGACGAUUGCCAACUACCUGCUGUACCAGGUAGUUUAUUCCAUGGCAGACGAGACCUCGGUGACCCUGAGAGAUAUUUACAGGAGUUACGAAACUCCUCUGUGGGAAUUUGGUCGCACAUCCUUACGGCCAUGGUAUGACUGCGUCACGAAGGUUCGGAUUCUCCUACCGAUGGCCAUUGGCCAAAUGUUCUUCAAGAAACACUCUAUCGAGAAUGUGACCGGAGAUGCCAACAAGCUCGUGGAGCACGUAACGGAGGCCUUCAGGAACAUGCUGAGAUCGGCGACGUGGAUGUCCAACGAGACGACUGAGAAAGCCAUCCGGAAGCUGGACGAGAUGGUUCAUUUUGUCGGUUAUCCGGACUAUUUAUUGGACGACGAGGCAAUGAACGAACACAUGCAGGGGCUACCCGAAGUGUCCGACACCGACCAUUUCGGCAACGUCGUGGCCCUCCUGAGGUGGCACGGAUACAGGUCGCUGGUCAAACUCAGUUCCACCCCCUCGAGGACAAGGUGGCCAACUGGACCUUUGGAAAUCAAUGCCUUUUACUCCACGCAGACAAAUGCCAUAAUCAUUCCCGGAGGAAUCCUGCAGCCCCAGUUCUUCCACGGCGGCAUGGCAGCUCUGAACUACGGCGGCGUCGGUGCAAUCAUCGGACACGAGAUAACUCAUGGAUUCGACAACAAUGGUCGCCACUUCGACUGGGCGGGAAGACUCGCCCACUGGUGGGACCAGAAGACAAUGGACCAGUACGUGAAUCGAUCCAAGUGUUUCGAGAACCAAUACUCCAGUUACAACGUCUCCGAUCUGCUCGCUCCCUUUGACGCUGUGUCAGGCAGCCUCAAGAUCAACGGUCUCCAGUCCAAAGGAGAGAAUCUCGCCGAUAAUGGAGGCGUCAGAGCUGCCUGGACAGCCUACAAGAAGCACAUCCAAGAAACUGGAGAAAAUUUGGUUCUUCCUGGACUCCAGAGUUACAACCAAGACCAGUUGUUUUUCAUAACCUUCGGGAGGCUUUGGUGCAUGCAGUACACCCCCUGGGCCUUAAAGUACAGCCUCGACAACGACCUCCAUCCACCAGGUCACUACAGAAUCCUAGGGUCGUUACAGAACACGAAGGAAUUUGCGGAUACUUUCGGCUGCGCCAAAGGAUCCCUAAUGAAUCCUGAAAAGAAGUGUCUUUUGUGGUAAAAAAUAAAUAAAUAAAUAGAUAAAAGGAAUGUCCAGAACAAAAGCGUCUUCAGCAUGAAAUUCAUCGAAAAAUACUAAAUAUGUCGUGGUGAAAAAAAGAAGUCGAAGUUUUGUAAACAAAAGAAAAAAGUAUGAGCUCUACGAAAAGAAGUCGAGGUGACAUCUACAUGACUCAACAAUUUGACGUUGCAUUUUCAGAUUUCCUUUUUUACCAUCUCGGAAGAUAAAUAAUGACAGAUUGUGCCAUUGCAUUUGAUCAUCAUAAUUUAUUCGACCUCUUCAUCAUACCUGUAACUCAGUAACUUCUGUAAUUCGUGUUCAAAUACGAACGACCGACGAUAGAAAAUUGGGUCAAGAAGAAAUCAUCCACAUGAACGCAGUCACUCGCGAACCAUUCCGUUCUUCUUUGAAGUAAUAUAAUUGACCUUCUAGCAAAUAGCAGCGUCCGAAAUUCUCUUCAAUUACUGGCUGCUGUGAAGCAAGAGCCCGUGCCAACGUCAGGCUGGCUGAAUCUCACUGCUGAAAUUCUCGUACAGCAUUUGGGAAGAUACCACUCAAGGAUCCAACUCCAGCAUUUCAAUCAAUGUCCUGUGAUUCUUUUAACUUCUGGAAAGAUUUAUUUUGUAACUUUGUUGGAAGAAUUAUAACUUAAUAAUAAAAAAGACAAUUG